This is a messenger RNA of Cyprinodon variegatus (sheepshead minnow), 2499 nucleotides long. RefSeq names its product lipid phosphate phosphohydrolase 3-like. The coding region runs from base 179 to 1105 and encodes 308 amino acids. The record is from RefSeq and is a predicted model, not a curated record. Lineage: Eukaryota; Metazoa; Chordata; Actinopteri; Cyprinodontiformes; Cyprinodontidae. Gene Ontology annotation, biological process: phospholipid metabolic process; canonical Wnt signaling pathway; phospholipid dephosphorylation. The transcript has 6 exons. Gene Ontology annotation, molecular function: phosphatidate phosphatase activity.
CAGAGGAGAAGAAAACGACGAGCUGUGAUCAUAGAAAGUCCGGAGAAAAUAGACCCAGUGUUUAAAAGUGAGGAGUUAAAACAGAAAAAAACUUCAUGAGUUCCCUUUUUGACUCAUGUUAAGCUGCUAGAGACGAGCCUUAAACGCUUCCUUUCUUAUUUAAAGAAAAACCUUUUAAAUGCAACGCUGUUUGAUAUAUGAGAAGACCAUGGCUGCCGAUACGAAGAGUUCACUGAGCAACAAUAAAGACCACAGCGGGAGGAAGCUGCUGGUCGCUGUGGAUCUAUUCUGCUUGUUUCUAGCCGGCCUGCCUUUCUUGGUCAUAGAGACCUGCGCUGUUCAGCCUUACCGCAGAGGGUUUUACUGCGAUGAUGAAUCCAUCAGGUACCCGGCCAAAAAAGGAGACACCAUUAGCGACGGUGUGCUCACCGCGGCAGGCAUUCUAAUCACCAUCCUCUCUAUCAUAGUUGGAGAAAGCUACAGGAUCUACUUUCUAAACGAGGGAUCCAAGUCUUUCGUUGGGAACCCCUAUAUAGCUGCCCUCUACAAGCAGGUCGGGGUGUUUAUCUUCGGCUGUGCCAUCAGCCAGUCCUUCACCGACAUCGCCAAAGUGUCGGUAGGCCGAAUGCGACCACACUUCAUUGACGUAUGCAAGCCCGACUUCUCCACCAUCAACUGCUCCUUGGGAUACAUCACUGAGUACACAUGUCAUGGGCCAGAGAGCAAAGUUCAAGAGGCCAGGAAGUCAUUUUUCUCUGGUCAUGCGUCAUUCUCCAUGUACACCAUGCUCUACCUAGUGUUUUACCUGCAGGCACGGUUCACUUGGCAUGGCGCUCGCCUGCUGCGUCCGUUGACCCAGUUCACCCUCAUCAUGAUGUCCUUCUACACGGGCCUGUCUCGAGUGUCUGACCACAAGCACCACCCCACCGAUGUCCUGGCUGGGUUCAUUCAGGGCGCCCUUGUGGCCUACUGCGUUGUUUUCUUUGUGUCCGACUUGUUUAGACCCAAAGGAAGACGCUCUGCUUUGUCCCAAACGCCGGUGAAGAAAGAUCUCAUUCCUGCAGCAGACAUCAGGGAGCGGGGCAACCCUCUUAUCAUGGCGUGAAAGAAAGCCUGCCAAACUGACUGCAAACAAUCCAUGAGCAGAGCUGUGCCUUUAUGUUUUUUCUACAGCCACUAGUUCUUACUGGAUAAAAAUCAACACUGUGGAAACUGCAGUAGAGAACCAGAGGAAAGAGUUAAGCAAGUUCUACUUUCUGAAAGGACAUUUUUUAAUCUGUUUCCUUAACUUCACCAGGCAUGUGAAUGUGUGGAAAGGAGAGAUGACCUUUUUUUUUUGUAACCAAAGGAGUGUUUGACCUUCUCUCCUAUUGUGAAAAUUGCUGCACGUUCACCAUUGUUGAGACUUUUUUGCUAAACAAAAGUCGGAAAUCAAGCAAAACGUAUAAAUGGCAGCUGCUUACAAAGCUGUAUGCGGCUUUAGUGCAUUUCAUCCCGCAUUUAGCAUGGGAGCUUCAGUCAUAUUCCUGCUCCUCAGAGUGUGACUCAUUGUAGGACAAAAAAACCCAAAAAACAAAUUCCUCUAUUUCAGGAAGGAUAUUGUCUGUUUGGUCAUAUAACAAGACAGUAUGUGUGAUUUUUAAGCACUAUUUUAGUUCAGUAUUGUUCGUCACCACUUGAAUGACUUUUUAAAAAGCUUUUAGAAAGCUUUGCCUCAGUUCAGUGUUCAGAUGUUACAGUCAUGUGGAAAAUACGGUGAGGGUGUGUGUGUUUGGGUUUUGGAUGUGGGCCUCGUUCUGCUGGAAAGGAUGAGCCCCUACUGAGCCAUUUAAUGAAACGGCUGUCUUUUACAUGUGCCAGACGGGUGGUCACAUGUGUUAGGUCAGAGCUUGAGUGUUUGCUUGUGUUUUAAUGUACCUUCGUUUCUUAAGGUCAGGUCCGUAUGUUUCAGCAUUUAUGGCAGAAAAGUAUGACACAAAUGGGCACCUGUUCUCACAGAUGCAUGCACCAGGAGACAAGAAUGCCUGUGAAUAAUAUGAUUUUAUCACAUGUACAUCUUACUUAUUGAUUAUCCAUAACAGUGAAAGUAAACACACACAAUUGAGAUGGUAGGAGGGAUGCAUAAACGAGUGACUGACAGAUUUUAAAAUCAGAGGCCCACCCUUUUCCCCUUUUAGCGAAUGCACCAUAACUAAGUCUAAAAGGUUGUAGAAAGAGCAACAAUUUUCAGUGAGGAUUAGUAACUCAACUUUAGUGAUUUACCAAAUCUAUGGAGGCGAGCUAGCUGCUCAUUUAGCUAAAAUCCUUUCAGUUGAGGUCAAAACCUCCCAUGCACCAUUCAUUUUUUUAUGGUCUGAUGCAAACAGAAGAUGCUAACCCAUUAUCUCCCUUAUUUUUUCUUCAUGUUUGACAGUGACCACUUUGUCAAACACAACUUGAUGACAAAAUUAAGUUGUCUGCUCCAUUUUAAUAAUAAAUAAUGAUUGUGUACAGGAGUCA